Trichechus manatus latirostris (Florida manatee) is the source of this 1449-nucleotide messenger RNA. RefSeq names its product von Willebrand factor C domain containing 2 (gene VWC2). The transcript has 3 exons. Gene Ontology annotation, biological process: negative regulation of BMP signaling pathway. The record is from RefSeq and is a predicted model, not a curated record. Gene Ontology annotation, molecular function: protein binding. NCBI's taxonomy places the organism in Eukaryota, Metazoa, Chordata, Mammalia, Sirenia, Trichechidae. Bases 104 to 1090 code for a protein of 328 amino acids. Gene Ontology annotation, cellular component: AMPA glutamate receptor complex.
GGACAGCGGCUCCCGGCUGGCGGCGGCGCAUCCCCAGGCUGUGAAUGCGACUCGCCUCUCCGCAGCGCUCCCCGCCCGCCCGCCCGCCAGGACGUGGUAGGGGAUGCCCAGUUCCACGGCGAUGGCAGUUGGCGCGCUCUCCAGUUCCCUUCUGGUCACCUGCUGCCUGAUGGUGGCUCUGUGCAGUCCAAGCAUUCCUCUGGAGAAGCUGGCCCAGGCACCUGAGCAGCAGGGCCAGGAGAAGCGCGAGCACGCGUCUCGGGACAGCCCGGGGCGGGUGAGCGAGCUCGGGCGCCCCGCGAGGGACGAGGGAGGCAGCGGUCGGGACUGGAAGAACAAGGGCGGCCGCGGGCUCGCCGGUAGGGAAGCGUGGAGCAAGCAGAAGCAGGCCUGGGCCUCCCAGGGCGGGGGUGCCAAGGCCGGGGACCUACAGUUCCGGCCCCGCGGGGACACCCCGCAGGUGGAGCCCCCGGCCGCCGCCGCUGCCUUGGCCCAGGACGCGGCGAGCCCGGAACUCUCACCCACUCCAGAGCCUCCAGAGGAGUACGCAUACCCGGACUACCGCGGCAAAGGCUGCGUGGACGAGAGCGGCUUCGUGUACGCCAUCGGGGAGAAGUUCGCGCCGGGCCCCUCGGCCUGCCCGUGUCUGUGCACCGAGGAGGGGCCUCUGUGCGCGCAGCCUGAGUGCCCGCGGCUGCACCCGCGCUGCAUCCACGUCGACACGAGCCAGUGCUGCCCGCAGUGCAAGGAGAGGAAGAACUAUUGUGAGUUCCGGGGCAAGACCUACCAGACUCUGGAGGAGUUCGUGGUGUCUCCCUGUGAGCGGUGUCGCUGUGAAGCCAGCGGCGAAGUGCUGUGCACAGUGUCCGCGUGUCCUCAGACAGAGUGUGUGGACCCCGUGUACGAGCCCGACCAGUGCUGCCCGAUCUGCAAAAACGGUCCAAACUGCUUUGCAGAAACUGCUGUCAUCCCAGCUGGAAGGGAAGUGAAGACUGAUGACUGCACAAUUUGUCACUGCACUUACGAGGAAGGCACGUGGCGAAUUGAACGGCAAGCCAUGUGCACAAGGCAUGAGUGCAAGCAAAUGUAGACCAUUUACAAUAUAAAAACUGACGUUUUUCUAGGAUAUUUUACUGACGUGAACAUUCUAGAUGACCCUGGGAAAUAUAAAUCAAAAGGAGAAGACUUUUGAUGAGGAAUAAUGGAAAAUUGUUGGUACUUUUGCUUUUCUUGGUAACAAUUAUUGCAAGAGAUGAAAGGAAUAUAUUUCAAAACAUCAACAAGAACUUUGGGCAUAAAAUCGCUCUCUAAAUAAAUGUGCUAUUUUCACAGUAAGUACACUAAAGUACACUAUUAUAUAUUAAAUGUAUUUCUAUAAUCCCUUCAUUAGAGAGCUUAUACAAAUGUUUUCUAAAGAUAAAGAUUAAAAAUGCUGUGUGGCCAACCGUC